This is a messenger RNA of Gossypium arboreum, 2694 nucleotides long. RefSeq lists its product as uncharacterized. The record is from RefSeq and is a predicted model, not a curated record. The coding region runs from base 430 to 2520 and encodes 696 amino acids. Gene Ontology annotation, biological process: protein phosphorylation. The transcript has 21 exons. Lineage: Eukaryota; Viridiplantae; Streptophyta; Magnoliopsida; Malvales; Malvaceae. Gene Ontology annotation, molecular function: protein kinase activity; ATP binding.
GGCCCAUUUGGAUCAUGGCCUUGCUGAGCCAUGUUUUUACCUUAAUACGCUGCCCGUUUAACGUUUAUCUUACAAAUCUCCUUCUAAAAGGCGCGUUUUAAGUCAUCGCGAAAUUAAAAUUUUCCCGAAAAAAAAACCUCGAGAAAAACUCCAUAUUAACAAACAAAACUUUUAUUUUUCUUAUUCCUCGAUUUUCUUUCAAAGCUCUUAAACACCCACGCUAUUGACAGAAACAGAGAUAGAACUAUCGUAACAACGAAAGAGAAAGAUCUGCAAAAACCCAACAGGGAUUGGGUUUUUGAUAAUGGUUUUGCCUAUUUAGAAGUGGGUAUUGAAUUGUAAUUGAAGAAUGGGUGGAAUGUGAAUGUUUUGAGGGGUUGAUUUUGGGGUGGCUUUGAUCUUUGGUGUCCAAGGAGUUUGUACGUAGAAAUGGCUGAUAUAGAAGGUUUACAACCAGCAGCGGGGUAUAGAUUUAGUCAGGUGGAGUUGAUUGGCAGGGGAGCCUUUGGUGACGUCUAUAAAGUGUUUGAUAAGGAAUUGAAAAAGGAAGUUGCUAUCAAAGUUAUUGAUUUAGAGGAAUCUGAGGAUGACAUUGAGGACAUCCAGAAUGAAAUUUCUGUUUUGUCACAAUGCCGCUGUCAAUACAUCACAGAGUAUUAUGGUUCCUAUCUUCAUCAAACUAAACUGUGGUUGAUAAUGGAAUACAUGGCUGGUGGUUCAGUCGCUGACCUACUCCAAUCAGGCCCUCCACUAGAUGAAAUGUCAAUUGCCAGUAUUUCAAGGGAUUUGCUUCAUGCAAUUGAAUAUCUACAUAAUGAAGGAAAGAUUCACAGAGAUAUCAAAGCGGCAAACAUUUUAUUGACUGAGAAUGGUGAUGUUAAGGUUGCAGAUUUUGGUGUUUCAGCACAAUUAACAAGGACAAUAUCGCAGAGAAAGACUUUUGUAGGAACACCAUUCUGGAUGGCACCAGAAGUUAUUCAGAAUUCAGAUGGAUACAACGAAAAGGCAGAUAUAUGGUCUUUGGGCAUAACUGUGAUUGAAAUGGCCAAAGGGGAACCUCCACUGGCAGACCUUCACCCAAUGCGAGUUCUUUUUAUAAUACCUCGAGAAAAUCCACCUCAGUUGGAUGAGCAUUUUUCCCGCCCCAUGAAAGAAUUUGUUUCCUUAUGUUUAAAAAAGGUACCUGCUGAGAGGGCUACUGCUAAAGAACUUCUCAAGCAUCGUUUUAUCAAGAAUGCUAGGAAGAGUCAGAAGCUUCUGGAGAGAAUUAGAGAGCGCCCAAAGUACCAAUUAAAGGAAGAUGCUGAAACCCCCAAAAAUGGCCCCAAGCCUGUAGGAGAGUCAGCUGACACUGUGAAGGUGACAAGAGAUGUAAGAGGUGAAGAAACUGUGAGAGCUAGUAAUCAGGGGAAAACAUUUAGAAGUGCUGGAUGGGACUUCAGUAUUGGUGGACCACAGAAUACAGGUACCGUUCAAAGUGCUCCAAAACCUCCUCAAGUUAGAGAAAGGAAACUAGACGUCACAUGUAAUCAAGCUAUACAAAGACCUCGAGAGAGUGGUAACACACUUAAUGAAUUCCCUGAAGUUUCCUCUGGAAAAGGCACUAGAGAGUUGUAUUCUAAUGAAAAUCAAGAUAAUUACCAUGAUGAUGAAACACUUGUCGGUGGCUCAGGAACUGUAGUCAGAAGAUCUCCUAGAGGAUCUCAAUCAUCUGGAUUGAUUCGUGAUCCAAGUUCUCUUUCUAGCAGUGAACAUGCUUCUUUUGAAGAUGCUUCUACCAGCGGAACUAUUGUUUUCCGUGGCCAACAUGAUGACUCGGAUUCUCCUCCAACUCCAAGAUCUAGGCUAGGUAUUCAAGGGAGACCUUCAGCUGCAUCGGUUGAAGAUAGUACAUCAAAUCUUGCAGAGGCGAAGGCUGCAAUGCAAGCUGGGCUGAGGAAAGGAAAUGCAAGGGACAGGUCUGCACCGAGCAAGAACAAUGGUACCGGAAACGAAAACAGAAGAAGAGAUCAAAUGAGUAACAGUUCUAAUUCUUCUAGAAGUUCUCAUGAAUAUUUUGAUGCGCAAAAAGCAUUCCCAAGAACACGUCAACCAAGUGAUGAUGAAGAAAAUGCAAAGAUCACAUCAUCAUGUAUACCACUAUCCAUGUUGCUUAUCCCUUCCCUUAAAGAGGUCAUUGCUGAUGAUUCAGAAGGGCGAGCUAUGCGUGUAGUUACAAAUUCCCUCGUACAUAUGGAGCGUACAAAGCCUGGAUCAUGCAAAGCUCUUGUUUGCAAAUUGCUCGAUCGACUAGCCAGCUCAAAGGAACCGUCAAUGAAAGGUUUGCAGGACGUAGCAGCUCGGAUGUUCAAUAAAGGCAAGGUGACUCCUGAAGAUGUGCAAAAUUCAAGCCCAGAAAGUGACGGUAAGAAAAGGCUGCAGCAUAAAGAACUUCAUUCAAAUUCCAACUUGAGCCCACUGGCAAGGUUUCUUCUUUCCAGAUGGCAAAGCCAAACAUCUCUGGAUCUCAACCCGAGUUAAAAUGAAAACUGUGAGAUCGAUUAUACAUCUAUCCUUCAUUUGUUCUGAUUUUGAUGUACAUAACAUUGCUAGUAAUUGUCGCAUUUUUGACAUCAUUGAUGUAUAAUUAGGGUUUGCAAUUAUCACAUGAUAAAAUGUAAUCUCAGCAACAUCAAUCAUAUACAUUAAACAUAA